UACUUGACAUUAAAAAAUAAAGGGUUUUAAUUUAAUUUUAAUUUUUUUGGGUGUUUUCUGAAAUUGUCGGAAUAAUGGAGGUGGUGGAGGUUUCUCCCUCUGUCUUGGAUCCGAACCUGGACGAAGAGAAGGUUCGGAUCCGAAACGAGAAUGUGGAUCGGGUUAGGGUGAAGAGGAAAACCCUUGAAGCCGUUCUGGAACAGUGUCAAAGAGCCCUUCAACUGUUAAACGACGCUUCAUCUUCUUGUAAUUCCGAUGAUGAACAACAACACGAUUCUGAUUGCGAUACACCUGGUGCUAUAACACCUGCCGAUCCUGAAACCGAUCAGUUAUGUGACUUACUCAAAUCUAGAGUCGAAGGCCCUGACUUCCUUGAAAAGUUAGAGUUGGCCCAGGCGACAGUUUCACAGAAUGCAGCUUUUGAAGAAUGUAGUUCUUGGGAUUUGGUUAGUGAAAAUGAUCUUUGGGAUGGUGAAGAUGUUGAUUCAGACCAAGAUGAUUACGUUCUUGUUAGACAAGAAGACAUAGUGGAGGGUAUUGCUUGCUUCAUGGCUGCAUAUUUGUUAUCCCUUAAGCAGACUAAAGAUUUGACUCCUAAUCAACUCCAGGAAGCACUCUGCAAGACAUUUUCGGUAAAACAGAAAAAGGGAAAGCUUCGAAAAGCAUGGGAUGGUAGCAAAGUCAUCUAUAAUGUUGCAUCAUGGGGGGCUACAGCCAUUGGGAUAUAUCAAAACCCUGUUAUUGUUAAGGUUGCUACUAAAGCUUUCUGGACUUCUUGCCAAGUCAUAUCAAAGCUCCUCUGAAAUUGUGAAAUGCAGCUUGGGGAAAGGUUGUGAUAUAGUAGUUUUAGCAUUUGUACACUGGCCUGUCCUUGCAAUUCGGAUUGGAUUGGUUUUCUGCGCUGUUUGAUGUAAAUUUGGAAUUCAAUGUGUUUGCAUCACUGAUCAAUCGAUCUUACCGUAGUUUGAUCUUGUAAAUAUCUCCAUUGUAAUGUUCCUGAGUGCAAUUCAAAUUCUUAUUCACGAACUCAAGCUUGAACAUAUUUUCCCUCCCU
Arachis ipaensis is the source of this 1054-nucleotide messenger RNA. RefSeq lists its product as uncharacterized. NCBI's taxonomy places the organism in Eukaryota, Viridiplantae, Streptophyta, Magnoliopsida, Fabales, Fabaceae. The record is from RefSeq and is a predicted model, not a curated record.